AGAAUGCAUCAGAUGCUGUCCAAGGAAGGUGCCUCCACCUGUCCGAGGAAGGUGUGUUCCACAAGUUGCUGCAUCGAUUGCAACAACAGAUGACGAGGCUGCAGCGAUGGGCGACGAUGCCGCCGGAGUAGGGGAGGCCUGUGCCAAGGUUGUGGUGGCGAAGACGCAAACCACAAUAAGGAAGUGGAUCGACAACGACGCACAGAAGAAGUUAGAUGUCGCGUGGGCGGAAGCAAUGUUCAGGGCUGGAAUUGCUUUCAACUUCCUGAACUUUGACACCACGCAGGCUCUUCAUGACGCUUACUUGGAGGUUGCCAAUGCAAAGCCGAAGGUCAAGUUGCCUACCUACAAGCAUAUGCGGACUGUCAUGCUGGACUACAUCUUUCUGAAGGUGCAGAAGUCGAUCAACCCCUUGACUGCUUGUUGGGACAAGACCGGCUGCACAUUCAUCACAAACGGAUCAACAGAUCCAGCAUUGGCGAAGUUGUGGGAGCAGGUGAUGCGGGAGAUCGGGAUCAAACGGAUCAAUGCGAUCUGCACCGAUAACGCUGAGGUCAACAAGAAGGCAGCACAGAUCCUGGAGCGGCCGACCGGCAGAGACAUUGCAAAGAUACCAUGGGUGCCUUGCGGAGCGCAUUGCUGCAGCCUAUUGUUGAAGGACCUGAGCAGUUUGCCAUGGGUGAAGGACACAGUGAAGACGGCGAACACAAUUGUGAAGUUCAUCAGGAACCAUCACGCCACGCACGGUCUGAUGAUGUCCAUCGAUGACUCCUUGUCAUUGCUGCGCCCGACAGAGGUCCGGUUCGGGUCGGUGUACCAAAUGCUGAAUAGGCUGGCGGAUAGGGCAGAAGUGUUGGAUGAGAUGGUGGACGGAGGUUCUGCAGCGAAGUGGAGGGCAUUGAGGUGGUCGGGAGAGAAGCUCCARAAAAAAGCGGACCUUGUCUACUACACUGUGAGGUCAGAGAGUUGGUGGGCCGAAGUCAGGAAAAUUGUGGCAAUUAUGGAGCUGGUGUACAGCCUCCUGAAGAGGAUGGACAGGGAAGGAGUUUCUCCCACCAACCUCGUGGAGUUCGACGACCUUAUCGCAAGGAAAUUGGCAAACGUCGUACUGACGAAGAAGGAGAGGGAGGAUGUAAUGGACAAAGUUAAGGACCGCGUGAAGAUGAUGCGGCAGCCCGUUCACGCAGCUGCGUUUUUGUUGGAUCCACGGAGGAGAGACCCAGGCUGGCUCAACGACCCGGACAGCGMCCUCGUGCAGAAUGCAAUGCGCUUCUUCUGCAGGCAGAUCGGAGCGGAGUGGGAUUCAAAGCCGCACAUGGACAUGUGGGACCAUCUCUACGAGUUUUUGAGAGAGCCUGUUUCAGGGAAAGUGAGGAUAGAUGAACGGAUGUGGACACCGGGUGCCAUCGCGCAAGCAACACGACAUACGCCCGCGGACUGGUGGUCCUUGCACGUUGGGGAUGUUCCAGUUUUGCAGGAGAUCGCCAUCAGAGUGUUGGGGAUGUGGAGCACGGCGACACCGGGGGAGCAGAACUGGGCGUCGAUGGACUUUGUCCAUUCCAAGCGCAGAAACAGCUUCUCGCCGGAGUCCUUGGAGAAGUUGGUUUACAUUCACUGGAACAUGCAGUUGCUGCGUGUUCCAAGUAGCAAGGACAAUGGCUACAUUGAUGUUUGGGGAUCCUUCUUCAAGCCGCUGAUGGAGCCGGCAGCGGAAGACGGAGCGAUCGAGGACCCCGCGGAGGAUGAGACAACGGACAACAUCGAGGAAGAGAAAAGGCAGAAGAGACUGAAGAAGACUCCCCAAAACCGGAUUCCGAAGAGCCUGCUAUGUGACGAGUCAAGUGGGAGUAGUGAUCUUGAGGAUCUGGUGUGGAAGGGGAAGUGUUGGGACGAGUCCACUUCCGAGGACGAAGACAGUGAGGAUGACAUCGGGGAGGACUCAGAUUUUGAGUUGGGGGUCAAGYCGGCRGUGCCAGCYACUACGUACGUAGGUCGGAGGCUUGGGAGGCGAGCUAAGGWGGCGRAGGUGCUGCCUUCAGAGCCCAUGGAGAGACUGGACACUGAUAUCGAGUUCUUGGCGCRCCCUAUACAGUCCCCAACCSAUGCAGACGAGGAGGAAGCAGCUCGGGCCAAGGCUAUGGCCGACCRGGAUGCUGCUKUGGUUCAGAGGCGGAUGUGUGAGGAGGARGCUCGCCGUGCUGCAGUCCCCACCCRGAGGGAGACAGAGAGACAGAGCAAACAGGCCAGCCARCAUGAGGAGCAGCAUAGUGAGGAAAAGGAAGGAAGGGUGGACAACAUGGAGGUCGAUGACGCGGCCGUGCGUGCAGAAAAUGAAGGGACUUUGCAGCAAGAAGGGGAAAAAGGUUCGCCGCGAGAGGGAGAUGAUAUGGAUAUGGAGGAUGUGGACAAACAUCAGCAGCAGGAAGAAGGAGAGGAACCGCAGCAACCAUUGCCACCCACGGUUUAUACACGAAGACCCCGCCCAUCCGCACUGCACCAGCCUGCACCGCAAGAGCCGCAGGAGGACCAGCAGCCUGUCGUUGAGAAGCAGCCAGAAACACUAGGACCAACGACCUGCAAACCCUGAACGCAACAACCCCCUCGCCACUCACAACCAGGGCCCCAAAACCCUUGAGCGCCCCCCCCCCCCCCCCCCCCCCCCCCCCCCCCCCCCCCCGCCUCCCGGCACACCCAAAAAAAAAUCCGACCUUCAAAGUUUUACGGCGGAAUCCGACAGAUCUCGGCAAGCGCAGUCGGAUGCCGUCGAAAAAAAUAAUAAUAAUAAUAAUUUGGCCAUUUUUUUUGUGACAUCCGGUUUUCCGGUUGACCCCCCCUCAACCGGUCCGGUCCCCGUUGGACCAGGUCAGCACGACCGGCCGGUCGCCGGCCCAGCACUGAUUUUAACAAAACUUAAUGGUCAUU
Molecule: messenger RNA, 2922 nt
Organism: Chara braunii
Lineage: Eukaryota; Viridiplantae; Streptophyta; Charophyceae; Charales; Characeae
Source: the annotation of a GenBank genome assembly